Pocillopora verrucosa is the source of this 4624-nucleotide messenger RNA. The record is from RefSeq and is a predicted model, not a curated record. NCBI's taxonomy places the organism in Eukaryota, Metazoa, Cnidaria, Anthozoa, Scleractinia, Pocilloporidae.
AUGAAGAUGCUCCUUAGAGAAAAGUAUGGAGACCCGUACAGAAUAUCGAAUGUCUACCUGAAGAAAAUCAAUGAAUGGCCCACCAUUUGGACCGGUGAUGAACAGGCUCUAAACAAAUUUUCUGUAUUUCUUACCCAGCGCCGAGGUGUUAUUACAAAGCUAACCUUCCUAUCAAUCCUCAAUCAUCCACUAAAUUUGCAGAGCAUGGUGGCCUUGCUUCCUUCCCAGCUCCAGGACAGGUGGUGCCAUGAAGCCAGUAGAACAAGAAUGUCUGAGAGAGAGAUUCCUGCCCUUGGAAACUUCGUAAAAUUUGUGAACGCCAAGGAGCCUGCUUCCGUUGUUCCCAUCGCCCCUGUCAGAUUAAGAUCAGGAUCUAGAGAGAGUGAAGAACCUAAAUACGCCAUGCUAGACAUGUGCAGCACUGGAUCAUUUGUUCUUGAGGACAUUGCAGAUAGCCUGGGUAUAAAGGGAGCUGAUACACGAUUAACGGGGAAGACCAUGAAUGGAAGGCAAUUGCAAGACACAAAGAUCCAAAAUGGAUCAGUUUUCUCAGAUCUGAGAGGCAAAAAUUGCGUUCAACUGCCAAAGGUAUUUACAAGUGAAGACCUCUCCCAGCGAGAAGAUCUGUUUUCCCACAAAGUCGUCCACAAAUGGAAACAUCUCAAGAGCACUGCUGACGAUUUACCACCACAGAUACCUGGCGCCAAGAUUGGCCUUUUCAUCACACAAGCACACUCUCAAGACGAUAAGAAGUUCGUACUGAUACUUUAUGGAAUGAUGUUUGAUAGCUUUACAAAGGUUAUCAAGUUUCAAACUGCUUUUGGAGGAGUUCAGUGUAUUUUGUCUGUUGGAUCGCUGGGUUACAUUCUUGGCCUUUUACAAAAGUAUCAUGACAGUGAUAGACUUAACUUCAACUGCGAUCCUAAACCCAGUGAUUUUAUCAGACAACGUUGCUAUAACAGCUACAUUUCCACAGUUACCAAGCCUCAUGGGUUAAUACCUCGGAAUGUUGUUGCCAUGACACUCGGUAUUUUGUGCGCAUGCUGGAUCAGCUUUGCAAUUUUUGGCGCUGUGACCCUUCAAAAAAGAGCAGGACACAGAAAUAACAAAAACACAAAGACAUUUCUUUGCGUCUACUUCAUCCAUGUAAUCUUUCGAAUAUUGUUCCUGGGUGUUAUGCUGGGGCUGGUUUGCAGUUACCAGACAAUUUCUUUACCUUCCAGUUUUAAGUGUGAUGUUAAUAAGAUCUUGCCGACCAACAGUCAAACCACGCUGAGUCCACUCAAGCAGACAAAUAGAACAUUGCAAUGUAAUGAUCUUCAUCACCAGGAGAAAUCAAACCUAAAUAAAGCUUUCAUCUCUGUCGAUGCCUUUUUUAUGGUGGUUAGUAUAUUAGAAGUCCUACACUUGUGCCGUAACAGGAGAGACUAUCUACAAGUGUUGGUUAAAUACCCUGAAAGCGCUGAGUUUGACAUGCUUCUGCUAGGUUUACCUGAGAAACCAACCAUCACAAACACAGAAGUAGAAGUUAACAAGGAUCUCAUGGUUACCUGGUCAGAAGCUGAGGUCAACAACAGUAAUGGUAACAUUAAAUACCGUCUGGAAUGGAGGAAACAACCGAUGACAGAAUCCACAGAAAUGGUUCUACGAGGAAAUAUAGAGGACACUCACCUCAAGAUCACUGGUCUUGAGUAUGACGCAGAGUACGAAGUGAAACUGUUUGCUGUCAACGAACAAGGAGACAGUGAGCCAGAUGUCAGAAGAUUUAAGACAAAGAGUGGUUUACCUGAGAAACCAAUCAUCACAAACAUAGAAACAGAAGUUGACAAGGAUCUCAUGGUUACCUGGUCAGAAGCUGAGGGCAACAGCAGUAAUUGCAGCAUUAAAUACCGUCUGGAAUGGAGGAAACAAUUCAUGACAGGAUCCACAAAAGUCUUUCAACAAGGAGAUAUUGUUGAAACUCGCCACACGAUAACUGGUCUUGAGUAUGACACAGAGUAUGAAGUGAAACUGUUCGCUGUCAACAAACAAGGAGACAGUGAGCCAGAUGUCAGAACAUUUAAGACAAAGAGUGGUUUACCUGAGAAACCGACCAUCACAAAUACAGAAACGGAAGUUGACAAGGAUUUCACUGUUAUGUGGUCAGAGGCUGAGGCCAACAGCAGUAAUCGCAGCAUUAAAUACCGUCUGGAAUGGAGGAAACGACCGGUGACAGGAUCCACAGAAACGGCUCAACUAGAAGCUAUAGAGAGAACACACCUUAAGAUAACUGGUCUUGAGUAUGACACAGAGUACGAAGUGAAACUGUUCGCUGUCAACAAACAAGGAGACAGUGAGCCAGAUGUCAGAACAUUUAAGACAAAGAGUGAUUUACCUGAGAAACCAGCCAUCACAAAUACAGAAAUAGAAGUUGACAAGGAUUUCACUGUUACCUGGUCAGAGGCCAACAACAGUAAUGGUAACUUUAAAUACCGUCUGGAAUGGAGGAAACAACCGGUGACAGGAUCCACCGAAAUGGUUCAACGAGGAAAUAUAGAGGACACUCACCUCAGGAUUACUGGUCUUGAGUAUGACGCAGAGUAUGAAGUGAAACUGUUCGCUGUCAACAAACAAGGAGACAGUGAGCCAGAUGUCAGAACAUUUAAGACAAAGAGUGGUUUACCUGAGAAACCAACCAUCACAAAUACAGAAAUAGAAGUUGACAAGGAUUUCACUGUUACCUGGUCAGAGGCUGAGGCCAACAGCAGUAAUGGUAACAUUAAAUACCGUUUGGAAUGGAGGAAACAACCGGUGACAGAAUCCACAGAAAUGGUUCAACGAGGAAAUAUAGAGGACACUCACCUCAAGAUCACUGGUCUUGAGUAUGACGCAGAGUAUGAAGUGAAACUGUUUGCUGUCAACGAACAAGGAGACAGUGAGCCAGAUGUCAGAACAUUUAAGACAAAGAGUGAAUGCCUCAUAAAACUAACAACUAAUUCUUUUUCAGAUGGAUUUGACCCAACUGUAAUUAUUGAUAAUAUUCGUAAACUCUACAAAAAUCGGGAAGGUUGGCUGGCACCGUUUCCCUGGUGUGAAGAUUUUCACUUCUCCUUUGACGACAUCUACACCAGACUUAAAGUCAUCUACAGAAAGAAAACGAAAGGAACAGCAACAGACCGAGUUGUCACGAUGUCUGAAAUCUUCAACCAGCACGAAGAAUGUGAAGAACCAAGAGUGUGUUAAUUGAAGAAGCCUGGUAUGGGAAAGACCACUUACUGUAAAAAAGUUGUUUUCGACUGGGCCUCAGGAAAACACGCAACCGGAAAUUGCUUCGCAAACAUCGUAAUAGUGCUUUUGAUCAAAUGUCGUGAUGUUCAGUCUGGCCUUUGGGAGGCCAUUGAAGAUCAACUUCUGCCUCGAGAAGUUGGUGAAGACCAACGUGAGAGAUUCUUCGACUUCAUUCGCCACAAUCAAUCUAAUGUUCUUCUGGUACUCGAUGGAUUGGAUGAAGUUUCUGAGAAGAAGCUACCUAUGUUUUCAGAAAUUAUUCAAGGGCGAGUACUGCCAAACUGUCGCGUGGUUGCUACGGCACGACACGAAGCUGGAGUCAAAGUUCGAAAAUACUGCGACACGCUGUUAGAAGUUAAGGGAUUUACUAAAGAAGAUGUACAAUCCUUCAUCAGAAAGUACUUCAAAGCCGAACCAAACUUGGCCAAGCAGCUUAUCGCACACCUGUAUAUUGAUCGCAAGUUAUAUGAAGUAUUGACGAAUCCUCUCAACACUGCGCUUCUUUGCCUGGUCUAUGAAGAUUUGAAAGGUGUAUUUCCUGAAAGCAGAACGAAGCUGUACAUGGAAAUAGUGGAGUGUGUACUAAGAAGGUACAGAACAAAGCAGCAACUACCAGAAAACGGUGAAGACCUUGUUGACCUUUACGAAAGCCAAUUGAAACACCUUGGUUCGAUAGCUUUGAAAGGUUUACUUGAAGACAACUUGGAUUUUGACGAGAAGGAGCUUGGAAAACACAAAGCAAGCGAUUUACCUGGAUUUGGAUUUCUGUCAGUUCAGCCUGGAGGCAGUAAACUAAGACCAACUAGACGUUAUAGCUUUCUUCACAAGACUUUCCAAGAAUUCUUCGCAGCCUUCUAUCUCAGUUGUCAGCUUAUCAAGAAAGAAAUCAGUACAAACAGCAUAGCUGCUGGCAAAAAAUAUCGCCAUCAACUGAAAGAAGUGCUUCUGUUUACAUUUGGUAUGCUAGCAGCACGAUGCGAGGAAACAGUGGUGAACCUUCUGAAAAGCAUAGCAACACAGUUAAACCAGGAAGAAGAGGAAGACGUGGACGUUAUAUUAGAGUGUGUUAAUGAAUGCAAAAAGAAGAACAAAAAUGUUGAUGAAAAAUUGGCUACCGCUCUUGGCGCUUCUCUUCAAACUGAAACUGUUAAAGUUUCAAGUGUAAAAGUGGAUGAAACUCUAGCUGUCUUUUUAAGCAACUUUCUGAAAACAAAUACAACUGUGACAAAAUUAACAUUGAAUACACUUUCGCAAGAUGGGGUUGCCCCUCUUGCAGAGUGUUUGAAAUAUAAUGCAUCGCUGGAAACGUUGAUCUUGUGUGUUUAUGGAAUUGGUAUUGAUGGUGCUGCUGCUCUGG